Molecule: messenger RNA, 2040 nt
Organism: Diplodia corticola
Lineage: Eukaryota; Fungi; Ascomycota; Dothideomycetes; Botryosphaeriales; Botryosphaeriaceae
Product: aaa family protein
Exons: 6
Coding region: 1-2040 (679 amino acids)
Molecular function (GO): ATP binding; ATP hydrolysis activity
Source: RefSeq, a predicted model, not a curated record
AUGGAUGGAAUGAGCUGCCGCCGUCGCCGGCGCUACCCGCCUCGUCCACAUGAACGCAGUCGCAACAUGUCUUUUGACUCUGACGAGGACUCCUCCAGCGAGGCGCUGAACAACGAGCUCGAAAACAACACGGCCAACAAAGACCAAGACAAAGUCGAUCCCCUGUUUGGAUCCAAUCCCGAGGUCAAAGCGCUGUACUCGACGAGCAACCCACAAUGCAACUGUGCACCCCGCUGGUCAGAGCACGCUGAGGCUGCCGAGGAGGACCGGAUGCUCAAGAAGAUCGGUGCCCACUCGGCCAUCAUUCAGCGUUUCAAGCGCUCCAAGGAAGGCCAGUGGCAGACGUCAGCCAUUGAGGUGCAGAGCCCCCGCUUGAACCAUGUCCUGGAGGACGUCCUGAGAGACUACCCGGAUGUCGUCAUCCGCCCGAACGAGGCGACAAAGUUCAGCGCCCCAUUCAAGCCCUUCUUUCACCGAUGGCACCAACUUCUACAGCGUCAUGAACGCCAGGAGGAUGAGCAGACCAAAAUGGAAGUUUCCCUUCUCAUAAAUGCUCUCAAACCGACCUUGGAUCCGCUUUUCAGCAUCGCCAAUGACAUGCGCAGAACCAACGACGUCGACUUCGAUCAUCUAUGGACUCUGUACCCACCCGGUGAUCUGGUCGUCUUCAGGUGCGGCAAUGCCGUCACCAUCUUCCGCCUGCACGACCUAAGCCUGCUCACACCUCCAAACGACCCAAGGUUCUGGGUACUCGAGGUGCAGCAGAUCGAGUGGAAUGGAAGAUACUUUGGUGUCGUCCAAGGUCGCAUGAAAAUCGUCGAGGCAAAAACGCUACAGUUCGACAAGCUCUCCAUCCAACCGCUAUCGACACAGAGGGAUCAGGAUGUGAUCAAAAGGAGAUUUCUUUCCAAGGGCAAUCAGUACGUGAGCCUGUGCAGCCAAAAGUGCCUCACAAAGACGUACAAAGGCACCAAGUACGUUCUGAACUCGAAGUUGGAGACGGUUCGCGAGAAGCCCCUUUCCGGGAGAAUCGUGAUUGACCCUUUCGCCUUCUUUACCUGCCAAUCCAACAUUGCGCCGAAGCAUGCUCCUCUGAAUGACAAAAAGUCGGACGCCUUUUGCUCAGGCGACAAGGCCGUGUUUGAGAAGUCUAACCUUGAACAAGAAGGACCGAAUGAAGAGUUGGAGAUGAACAAAGUGAGAGGUGUCGAGAAUCGGCUUUUGUGCGUCGCAGAUCGAAUCAAAGGCUUCGAUCUUCGCAACAACGAAUGGUGUGAAUUCGACGUGGAUGACGUCUCAGACCCAACUUGGAACGAAAGUGCGUUGGAGCAGCUCGUUCUCCCCCAGGCCCAGAAGAAGCUGCUGCUUGCCUUUACGCAGCGCAACGAACUGGACCUUCCCGAUUUCGACGACGUGAUCUUGGACAAGGGGAAAGGGAUCAUCAUUCUCCUGGCCGGCCCUCCCGGUGUCGGUAAAACACUGACAGCAGAGUCCAUUUCGGAGCGCACUCGCGUGCCGCUGUACUCGCUCCGGGCAAGUGACUUGGGUACAGACUCUGAGCAGGUGGAGGCCACGUUGAAGGACUCUCUUGAAUGCUGCAAGCUGUGGAAUGCGGUGCUACUGAUCGACGAGGCCGACGUCUUCAUGGAGAAACGCAGCUCCGACAGGCUUGAGCAGAACGAGCUCGUCUCCAUCUUCCUCCGUAACCUCGAGUACUAUCAAGGAGUGAUGUUCCUGACGACCAACCGCGUCAGCUCCAUCGACGACGCCUUCCGCUCGCGCAUCGACCUCAUCCUCACGUACCCGGACCUUGAUCUUGCCGCUCGGGCGCAGAUUUGGUCGACUUUCGUAUCCAGACUUCCCCCAGCAAGUUGCAACCUCGAUGGCAUUGACUUUGACGAGCUCGCUCGCUCGGAGCUCAACGGGCGUGAUAUCAAGAAUGUGGUCAAGAUUGCUCGCUUCCUUGCGGCGUCUGAGAAGGAGCCACUUUCAAUGGAGCACUUGAGGACAAUUCUGGAUAUCAAGAAUGCCUCUUCUUGA